Molecule: messenger RNA, 3341 nt
Organism: Crotalus tigris (Tiger rattlesnake)
Lineage: Eukaryota; Metazoa; Chordata; Lepidosauria; Squamata; Viperidae
Gene: FOSB
Product: FosB proto-oncogene, AP-1 transcription factor subunit
Exons: 4
Coding region: 474-1529 (351 amino acids)
Biological process (GO): regulation of transcription by RNA polymerase II
Cellular component (GO): nucleus
Molecular function (GO): RNA polymerase II cis-regulatory region sequence-specific DNA binding; DNA-binding transcription factor activity, RNA polymerase II-specific
Source: RefSeq, a predicted model, not a curated record
AUUCAUAAGAUUUUGACCCGCGACGGAGACGGAGCCGCGAGGGAUCCCGGCGGCGCUGGACUCCGCUUUUCGCUCGCGUCCCCGUGGCCGCCACGAUCUGAGCCGAGGCGCCGGGCUUUGCGGGCGCUGCAGGAACCGGAGGCAGGAGCGCUCCUCCCGGGAACCGGCGGACUCGAGCGGACGCUGCCACCGGCGCUGCCCCGCCGCUGCAACACGUGGAUCUAGGACCGGGCGAGCCCCCCGCCGCUGAGGACGCCGCCUGCCCCGCGGGCACUGACGGCCGCCGGGGGAGGAAGGAGAAGCACAGCCAGCCGCUUCCGCUCGGAGGCAACUUCGCCGGACCGACCUCGCGGCGGCGGCGGGGCGACACUCUCGGCCGGCCGUUUGCUCGCCGGCUGGCCCGGUCGCCCCUCAUCUUGGCUUCCAGACGACCCCCGCGCGGCCGCGGCUUCCCGCCUGCGCCCCCGGGGGAAAUGUAUCAGGGCUUCCCCGGAGACUACGACUCCACCUCCCGGUGCAGCUCGUCCCCCUCGGCCGAGUCCCAUGACCUCUCCUCGGUGGACUCCUUCGGGAGCCCGACGGUCCCCGCCGCCGCCUCCUCGCAGGAGUGCAGCGGCCUUGGGGAAAUGCCCGGAUCUUUUGUGCCAACAGUGACUGCUAUAUCCACAAGCCAAGACCUCCAGUGGCUGGUGCAGCCUACCUUGAUUUCCUCAAUGGCCCAGUCUCAGCAGCAGCAGCAGCAGCAGCAGCCGCCGCCGCCGCCGCAGCCUUCGGGGCAACCUCCACCCACAGUGGACCCCUAUGACCUGCCCGGCCCCAGUUACGCUGCCCCGGGAAUGGGCACCUAUGGGGCUGGCCCUUCGACCGCCCCCAUGGCUGCGGCCACCCCACCUCGGUCCAGCAGGGCCCGGCCCCGAAGGACACGGGAAGAAACGCUGACCCCUGAGGAGGAAGAGAAGCGCCGGGUCCGCAGGGAGAGGAACAAGCUGGCGGCCGCCAAGUGCCGGAAUCGACGACGAGAACUGACCGACCGGCUCCAAGCGGAGACGGACCAGCUGGAGGAAGAGAAAGCCGAGCUGGAGUCGGAGAUCGCGGAGCUGCAGAAGGAGCGGCAGCGUCUGGAAUUCGUCCUCGUGGCUCACAAGGGCAGCUGCAAAAUCCCCUACCAGGACAUCACGGAACUGAGUGGGCAGCCCGGCCCCUCGGCAGAGGUCAGCGCCCUGGCCAUGCCGGUCAAGGAGGACCCCUUUGGGCCCUCGGUCCCCUACUCCUCGGUGCCUCUGCACUACCAGCAGGUCCUGGGCGGACUCCCAGCCGCAGCCCCGGCCCCGGCGGAGGUAGCGUUUUCUAGUUCUUACUUUAGCCAUGCUGAAGAGCUGACUGAGCCGUACCCAGUUAACCCUUCCUAUACAUCUUCGUUUGUGUUCACCUACCCAGAGGGAGCCACCUGCGGAGCCAUCCACCAGCGGAACGGCAGCAGCGACCACUCCCCGGACUCUCUGAACUCCCCCUCGCUCCUUGCUUUGUGACAUUCAAACCCACAACUUGCGCCUUUGGGUCUAGCCUGCCCGCCCACCCACCCCUGCCAUUGCCGGGCUGGGCAAAAAGGGCCAGAACCCCAAUGCGCCUGGGCGCACCGCCUGGGAGCCUCUAACCCGCUCUGCUGCAGCCGAGGCCUCUAACCCUUGCGAUGCGCUCAUUCCCUCCUUGGGGGUGCAGCACACGGUGGAGCCGAUGGUUGUCCUUUGGCCCCCUCCUUGGCCGAUGCCCACAUCGAGAGGAGAAAGGAGGACGUUGCUGGGUCCCUCUCCUCGGAGGGCGCCCAGCCCAUCUUUUCCCCUGGAAACAGGAUUUGCCUUCUACUGAAUUGGCACACUUGGUGGAUCUGGACAAUGCCGUUUCUCUCUACGCUUCACCACUGUUGCUGUCAAAGGGGGCCGUGCCAGGGGGCUGCCCUGCGGAGAGGAAAACUUAAGGGGGAAGACCCCCCCCUGUGCUGCCCCCACCCAGCUCCCGUCUUGUGGUGGCUUUGUGAACUGUGUUAGCUGCAUGGUUUUAAAACUGGCACUUUACCGCUUUCGCAAGUCAACUUCGCAUCCUGAGUGUUGGAUCACCCGGGCUCUCUUUCUACAGGAUCUGCUUCCUCUAGGAUGAAAAAGCCGCAUUAAGUGGCCGGUCAGGGCAGACUUUGUGUGGAUUACUUGGGCACAUUCCUGCUGAAAGCUUUUGUCAUAUUAAAGUGGGCCAAAAUGCUGCAGCCUUGCUUCUUAAUCGUCUGUGGACUUCUGCAAAUUGUAAGACUGAUUUUGGGUAUUGGAUUCUCCGAGGUCCGGGCGAUAUUUCUUUGGUGGGCAUUCGACUCUCCCUGAAACCUUCAGCCAAGCAAAUUAAUUGUGCCAUCAAGUCAGGGUCGACUUUCAAAGAUUUAUUCCGGUUUCCAGUUUUGGAAAUGGGAUUGAUGAGCGAUACAGAAACACUUUUAUCUGGGAGGAAAUGGUAAAAUCUGAAACUUUCGAGAAGCCAAAGGAAAGUGGGGCCUGCAAAAAAACCCAGACCAGCUGAGAUUUUUCUUGCAGUGUUGUGGUAGUUGGGCUGGCCUCUCCUUGCCAGGCCCAGGCGGUGCUUUCAGUGAGUCCAUCCACCCGGUGGGCUUGACCAGUGGACUCUCUGCAUUCCCUAGAAGGGAUCCACUUCCUUUGGCCACCUCCCUCCCUCCGUUUCUUUGAAGGGUCCUGGUCUCUGGAGGGGCUGGGUGGAGGUCAGGGCUGGGUGACAAAUACUGUGAAGGGACCUCUGGGAGUGACCGCUUUCCCUGCAGUUGGGAACUGGGUUUAUGUUUCCUGACCUUGGCCAGUUGCACCUCGAACUCACUGCAUUACCCCACUUAGGAUGGUCAGCUGCAGCCGGUCUGCUCUCAGGCCAGGCUUCUGGGUCUGUCUCUGCUGCUUUAGACUGGUAGUGUGGAGUGUGACCCCUUCAGCGGCUCACUGCCUCCCCCUCCCCUGCCUUGGUCUAAUCACACUGCUGCUUUUCCAGGCCUGUGGCAUGUAGGCUGCUUCUCCUGGCCGGGGGGGCUCUUGGGCCCCCCACCCUCUAGCUGUGCCAAGUGCGCUUUCUUUGAGAGCGGCCCCCGAGCCCCCCCCAGGGCCACUUUCCCUUUUGUGCUGGGGGCCCUCGGCUGCUCUGCAUUUGUGGGGUGCCUUGUGCCCCCUGCUCCCUCCCGUGCCUCUGCUUAAGCCGCCUGGAGUGCGUUUCUGGGCUGAGAAAGCUGCUGUGCUGCUUCUCGGCUCCUUAGAGCUCGCCAAGAUGCUAUACUGAAUGUUUCCAAAACUUCUUGUGAC